UUGCACAAAACGCAUGAUCGCACCGGCUAUUCUAGUGCGCGUUGCCAUUUAUUUCCCUUUAUUAUUCGCGUUGUUCACAUUGUGUUCUGGUUUUAUAAUUUCAUUUUUUUAAGCUCAUCACCAUCGUCAUCAUCAGCAGCAGCUGUUGCGCCGGAAGAUAGUGCUUCCCGUGAUUCAGCAGGCUCGGUACCGAGCGAUAAAUCGCGUCCAGGAUCAGCUCCCCGAGCUACAACUCCAAAUUCGGAAACGGAAAACGUGGAAUACACUGAUCUCAUCAAAUACUACAACCGAGUUUUCAUUGCACGUGUGGAAACGUUUGUGAAAAAACUACAGCCUGGACUCGCUGAGAAUGGUAUAUCACUGUUAUCAAUCCCAACGGUUCAGUGCAAUCGCUUAUCACCGCAGAGGAAUGUGAACGAUCACGUUACGGUCUCACCGAUGCCUGCUAUGCCUGUAUCACCAAUACGACCAGACUUGCGAACCAUCAACAUGAUGGUACAUAACGCUGCCCGAGUUAUCCCUCAACCUUAUAGCAACAGCCAUUCGAAUCCCUUUCGUAAUGUAUCUCGUCCUUGA
Molecule: messenger RNA, 576 nt
Organism: Gongylonema pulchrum
Lineage: Eukaryota; Metazoa; Nematoda; Chromadorea; Rhabditida; Gongylonematidae
Source: the annotation of a GenBank genome assembly